Messenger RNA from Racocetra fulgida, 717 nucleotides. NCBI's taxonomy places the organism in Eukaryota, Fungi, Glomeromycota, Glomeromycetes, Diversisporales, Gigasporaceae. The record is from the annotation of a GenBank genome assembly.
AUGAUUCGACAAAUUACUAUUCAAAAUAAGAAGUCAAUUGAUCAAAUUAAACGUAGGUUAACAACCAAAGUUUUGGCACCAAAUGAAAUCGAAACAAAUAAGCAUAAACGAACAACGAUAAAAUCUAAUGAUAAAGAUAUGAUUUUAAUAAGUUCAAUUAAUGAAGAUUUAAAAAAUUAUUGGAUAGAAAUUCCAGAGGAAUCUAAUUAUACAGUUGAAGAUGUUUUGGAAGUAGCCAUUAAAAUUUUUGAGAGGAUACCAUCAAGCAAUAAAACUACAAGAGUUUACAACGCAUACAUUAGUGUAUUUGGUAGUGCUAAACGAACGGAUUUAGCAUACGCGGUUUAUAAUGCGAUUGGAAUGUUUGGAGCCAAAUGGAUGGCAUAUGGAUAUUUAUUUUUUACACAAGAUCUUGACCUUAUAAUAUCAUCAGGAAAAGUAGCCAUUAUAGGGAUAGGUAUUGGAGCAUUUCUAACGACUAGAUUUGCAAUGAUAACAAUGUUGAAAGAAGUUAUACUUGCACAAGGACGAAAAGCAUCACAAGUAAAACGUGAUCUUAAUAAUGUAGAGUAUAGACAACUUUAUAAAAUGACACCACAAGAAAUACGGAAUUAUAUGUUUACAUUUCUAAUGGGAGCAUUAUUGAAAAAUGGUAACCUUAACGAAGCAUUAAUAGUUUUGCAUCAUAUGACAAAUAAUGAAGCACCAUUAAAUAAG